Drosophila bipectinata is the source of this 1053-nucleotide messenger RNA. RefSeq names its product tRNA Selenocysteine associated protein (gene Secp43). Gene Ontology annotation, molecular function: RNA binding. The record is from RefSeq and is a predicted model, not a curated record. NCBI's taxonomy places the organism in Eukaryota, Metazoa, Arthropoda, Insecta, Diptera, Drosophilidae.
AAUUUUAUUAAUUUUCAAAGAAAUAUGGCAUCGGUUCAUUGUCAACUAUGGAUGGGCAGUCUGGAGUCGUACAUGACGGAGAACUUCAUAAUUGCCGCUUUCCGAAAAAUGGGCGAGGAUCCGACCACGGUGCGGCUGAUGCGAAAUAAGUACACAGGGGAGCCGGCUGGCUACUGUUUUGUGAACUUCAUUUCCGACGACCACGCAUUAGAUGCCAUGCACAAGUUGAACGGGAAACCCAUUCCCGGCACUAAUCCUAUCGUGCGCUUCCGUCUCAAUUCCGCCAGCAAUUCGUACAAACUGCCAGGAAACGAGCGGGAGUUUAGUGUCUGGGUGGGUGAUCUCAGUUCCGACGUGGAUGAUUACCAGCUGUACAAGGUCUUCUCCAGCAAGUUCACCUCCAUUAAGACGGCAAAGGUGAUUCUGGAUAGUCUUGGAUUCUCAAAAGGCUAUGGAUUCGUGCGCUUUGGCAUCGAAGAUGAGCAGAAAACGGCAAUGUACGAUAUGAAUGGUUACAUCGGGCUGGGCACUAGACCCAUCAAAAUCUGUAACGCUGUGCCUAAGCCCAAAGCCGAACUGACGGCUGCCCUCGGUAGUAGUGCCACUGGUUAUGGAUAUGGUACGGGCACUAGCGGAACCACUACAUCGACUAGCAGCGGAACGGAUUACUCGCAGUACUAUGACCCUACUAGCACCUACUGGCAGGGCUACAAUGCUUGGCAGGGAUACUAUGACCAAAGUGGCGGUCCCUCGAUUACGGAUGCUGCAGCCUACUACCAGCAGGCGAUGUCCCAGUCCCAUUCCAAUCCCCAGACCCUCGCCCAGCACGCAGAGGCCUGGAGUGCUCAGCGCAGUGCCCAAUACGAGCAACAGCAGCAAAACGCAUCCGCCAAUGGAGCGGAUGGUGAGUACGGGCUGGUUGAGCACAAGUUCACCCUGGAUGUGGACAAGAUGAACCGUGAGACCAUUGAUGCAGAUCGGCUUUUAUACGAUGCUUUGGAGAGCUCCAAAUGGUUGCCAAUCGAGCAACUGGAGGUAUUUUAAGGACUGUAU